Molecule: messenger RNA, 179 nt
Organism: Amoebophrya sp. A25
Lineage: Eukaryota; Dinophyceae; Syndiniales; Amoebophryaceae
Source: the annotation of a GenBank genome assembly
CGUGCAGCAUACUCUUCCAUGUUACAAGAAGGCGACGUUCCUGGAACAGCGUCUCGUCUGGUUUCCGCUAGAUAUCCUGGAGGCGGAAGAGGUGAAGGAAAAUGAACUCGAACAAGUAGUAGCCACGACACCAACACUGAGAUCUAACCACGAGCAAUGCGGAGAUGAAGGUUUUUUAC